Molecule: messenger RNA, 1137 nt
Organism: Archocentrus centrarchus (flier cichlid)
Lineage: Eukaryota; Metazoa; Chordata; Actinopteri; Cichliformes; Cichlidae
Gene: nfu1
Product: NFU1 iron-sulfur cluster scaffold homolog (S. cerevisiae)
Exons: 8
Biological process (GO): iron-sulfur cluster assembly
Cellular component (GO): mitochondrion
Molecular function (GO): iron-sulfur cluster binding; iron ion binding
Source: RefSeq, a predicted model, not a curated record
UGCGUCACGUCCGCUUAUUUAACUCCCCACUUCCGUCCUUUUUGUAUAACAAUAACAAACAUGGCCACUUACAGGCAGGUCGGCAGGUUGUUGGGUAUUUCGGCGAGACUUUCACGUCCACUUGCUGGCAGUGGGUGUCAGAGUACUGGAUUACACUUGCCUUCACAUACCACAGGAGUUUCGAACAGAUGGCCCCCAAAUUUCCUCUGGAUUGUUCCUGGAAGAACCAUGUUUGUGCAGACGCAGGAGACACCAAAUCCAAACAGCAUGAAGUUCCUGCCGGGUCGCGUAGUUCUUGAAACGGGGACAAUGAAUUUUGCCGGCCCGCGUGAGGCGCACUGCUCACCUUUAGCCAGACAGCUGUUUAGGAUUGAGGGAGUCAAGAGUGUGUUCCUGGGCCCUGAUUUUAUUACUAUCACAAAGGCUGAUGCAAAUAUGGAAUGGAAAGUAAUUAAACCUGAUGUGUUUGCUACCAUUAUGGACUUUUUUACCUCUGGGCUUCCUGUUGUAAACGAGGACAGCCAGCCAAGCCCAGAUACAGCACCUUCAGAUGAUGACGACGAGGUAGUUGCUAUGAUCAAAGAACUACUAGAUACUCGAAUAAGACCAACCGUGCAGGAGGACGGAGGAGAUGUUCUGUACCGGGGAUUCGAAGAUGGCGUUGUUAAACUGAAACUGCAGGGUUCCUGCACCAGUUGCCCCAGUUCAAUUGUCACUCUGAAGAAUGGAAUCCAAAACAUGCUGCAGUUUUACGUGCCCGAAGUUGAGUCAGUUGAACAGGUAAAGGAGGAGGAGGAAGAGGCUGCUCAAGUUUGAACAACUGAAAUCAUCUGUACACAUUCCUCGCUCUACCAGCCGCCUACUUUAAUGCAAGCUGUAAUUGCAAUAAAACAACCUGUUGACAUAUCUGUGUGAAGAACAUGUUACCAUUAUCCAUUCAAAUGUUAUCCCAGAUUUCAAUUCCUAGCUGUUUUCUGUACAGUGACAGUAUUUAAAUAAAAUAGCCGAGUCAUAGAAACAGGAAACUGAAAUUAUUUAUUUAUAAUUCCACAUCUGUCUGCGAGCAAAGCAACCUUUAGUUUUAAAAUCAAUAUAUUGUAUGUGCAUAAAUAAAGUUUGUAAUAUUUUGUGACCAGA